Molecule: messenger RNA, 3289 nt
Organism: Trachemys scripta elegans
Lineage: Eukaryota; Metazoa; Chordata; Testudines; Emydidae
Product: 2'-5'-oligoadenylate synthase 1-like
Exons: 9
Coding region: 833-2221 (462 amino acids)
Biological process (GO): regulation of ribonuclease activity
Cellular component (GO): nucleoplasm; cytosol; membrane
Molecular function (GO): 2'-5'-oligoadenylate synthetase activity; double-stranded RNA binding
Source: RefSeq, a predicted model, not a curated record
AGACACAAUAUGUAUAGUAAAAUACCAUUGUAUGGGAGAUAACACACUGUCUGUUUGACUCUCCCUGUGAAAUAUACUGCAAGUAGUAGGACUUUGACAUAAGCCAUCCUGUCAAAACUACCAAUACUUUGUACACAAUAUAUAACCUGUGAAACUCUCUGUUGCUGGAUAUUAUUGGACAUUCAAACCGGUUUUAUGUACAGAAGGAAUGUUGGAGAGAACACCAGUGUUAUCUGGUACACUUUCCACAAAAUGCCAAAGAAUCUAUGUUCCAGAGACCAGGCAAAAGAGAUCUUACUUUAACAUCUAACAUAAUGAAUGAACCUUGAACAAUGCAAGACUUAUAAUGCUCCACUGUUGGCAUAGGCUGAGAGUCUAAGAACAGAAGCUGAGACCACAGCUUGUCAGUUUCUGGUUCAGGUUUAAGUGUUUCCAGAGUCGCCUUAACCUGCAUAGAAAGCAUGAGUACUCUAUUUUCAAAUCAUGCAUGUCUCUUCAUGCUUUUGAAAAACUCUUGCCACACAUAGACUCAUUAAUAAGAUGGUCUCAUUCUGGUGGCAUGCAAACUACAAGUCCCACAAUUCUCUGCAUCUGGGGAUGGUGCAGAAAGGCUUUCAGCCUGUUCACAUGGAGGUAACUAGGAAACGAAGAAAUAAACACACUUGCCAUGAAGUGAAAGUACCUUUUUUGCAAAAGUAAAAGGAAUCUUCUUUGACAGACCUGUACCAGGAAAGUUCUUCCAAUGUGAUAAACUCCCUUUUGAAUGGGUAUGCAUGGAAAAGAAAAGUGAUGGAAAGAAACCAGGGCUUCUGUACAGCUUAUUCUUCAGAAAAUGUUUAGGAUGAGGUCUCUAAAAUCCUACAACUGUGAGCAAUGUGGAAAUGAUUUUGUCAGCCGCACCGCCUUGAGGUAUCAUUUCCGAGCAAAACAUCUUGGAAAAGUUCACUGUGAGAAAUGUGGUAGGGAAGUUUUGAGAGAAACACUUCAGGACCAUGAAGCGGCCAACCAUGAAAGAAUGACUGCUGAAAAAAAAGGGUGUUUCUGGGACAUGCCUCCAAAGAGGGAAGCAAAAUUUGUGGCCAUGGAAAUGUCUACCUCCUGCAGGAUGUGCCCAAGGCAGUUUGGAACAAUCCAUAGCAGGGAACACCAUGAGAAACAAGAUCAUCACUUCACAGCCAGCAAAAGAGCUCAAAUGGCCACUGGAUUUUCACCUGAUAAUAUCUUGGAUUAUAAAAAUCCAACAGAACUAAAGAGAUUUGUAGAAGAAAAGCUUCGCUCCAUUCCAGGCCCUGCAAGCAUUGCCUGUGCAACAGAUAUUGAGGCAAUUAUUAAUUUGAUCAAGGAAUGCUUCCCAUUACCAAUAGCUCGGCUAAUCAAGGGAGGCUCAUAUAUAAAAGGAACUGAUACACAAGGCUGGUCUGAUGUUGAUAUAGUGCUAUUUAGUGAAGCCUUUGAAAAUCUAGAAGACUGCAAAAAGAAACUGCCAGAAGUUAUAGAUGAUCUUGGGAAAAGACUGAAGGAAUCUUCAUGGGCCAGCAGGAUAAUGAUGGAGAAAAGGACCCAGUCAUCCUUACGGUUUCAUUUCAAAUGCUAUACGAAUCACCACGGUCACUCGUUUGAUAUCAUGCCUUGCUAUGACAUACUGGGGCCUGCGCCAUCAACAGGUUUAAAACAGAGCUUUUACCACAAGAUCUAUCUCUGUAAUGACACUGAUGAAAUCCAGCUGUACUCAAUGUCCCUGCUGCAGUACCAGGUUGAGUUUAUCAAGGCAUCUACCAUGAAGGUGAAGGACCUGAUUCGUUUAGUUAAGCACUGGUUCAGGACUUCCUUUGCUAAACCAACAGCACAAAAUAAGUUUCGCAGGCUUCCUUCUUCGUAUGCUAUAGAGCUCAUCACAAUCUUCAUCUGGCAGCUGGCAGGGAAGCCAGUCUUUUUCAGCCUGAUUCAGGGAAUGAGAGCUAUCCUGAAGCUUCUGGUUAGAUACCCAGAAAUAUGCAUUGUUUGGCACAAACACUACAGCCCAAACUCUAUGAUUUUCAAAAAGGUGUUCCAGAAGCAAACCAGGCCAUUUGUUUUGGAUCCUGCAAACCCAACAUUUAAUGUGUGUGAGAACAGCAACGCUUGGGAUGAAGUGGCUCAUGUGGCGAGACGGAGCCUCCUUAAGCCUCUUUUUAAUGGUGUGCAAGCGAAAGGACCCUGGCUUUUUACAAACGGCUGGUAAAAACGAGAGAAAGCGUUAGCCUGGUUGCAGUCCUGUCAAAUAGGUUUGCCAAGGCAUAUAACACUAGUAGCCAAUAGGAAUAUUCCAAUAUAAAGAAAUGUAAAUGAAGAAUGGUGGGGUGUUUUUUGUUCUCUCUCUAAUCUUUUUAACAAACAAUUCUUUGUCAUUACUUCUGAAUGAACAAGACAAUCCAUUCUAGUCAGGGGAUUAAAUCGUCCGCUAAAUUUUUAUCCCUGUGUGACGGAAGAAGCUGAAAGAUAUGCUUCCUUAUGUUUGUAAAGAGUUCAAGCACUAGAGCAAAGAGGGCAACUUUUCACAGCUCCUACAACUUCCUUCCUUCCCAGCUCACUAGGGCAGCACUGGAAUUCCAUAAAACAUCUGAGCAUUGUUUAUUUAAAAAAGGCCCCUGAAAAGAACUCACUGGUUACACAGUAAGAUGACUAUAGUUCCAUAACAUCUGGCAAAUCACUAGGUUGCAAUAGAUAAACGCUGGAAGGCUCUACACUAGGCUGUCUCUCAAUACAUCGUUUAUUUCCAGAAGUUAUGGCCGAUCACACAUCUUCUGAGGGUAAGAUGAAGGGAAGGUCGGAAAUAUAAUGAAGAGUAGAGAGAAAUUAUGUAUCCAGACUCUACCCAUUCUAUGGGGUACUAAUCAUUUUAGUUCGUAAAAACAGACUAUUUUGUAUACAGUUUCAACAUCAGUAAUUGGGGCUACAGCACAAAGACCUCACCUGAAGGGGAGUUGGAAAGACUGCAUUAUUUUCUGGAAUGAUGGUUCUAGCAGUGGUGGCUACUAACAGGAGAAACAGCAUGGAGUAUGGGACCUGAUCCUACAAGGUGCUUGAGCAUCAUCAGCACCUCCUAGAGUUCAGGCUAGUGGAAGAAACACAACUGAGACAGAACAAGAGGGAAACAGAAGUGGGAAAGUAGUCAGCAUAAAUUUUUCUCUUGAGUGGCAUGCUGUGUUAGGCUUAAGGCAGUUACCUGAUUAAAUUACUUCACACUAGCACAGCAGAUCAUCUGGGAUCCAGGAUUUGGUGCCUAGUAAUUUUUUAUUCGGCUUUACUU